Messenger RNA from Acanthosepion pharaonis, 726 nucleotides. The record is from the annotation of a GenBank genome assembly. Lineage: Eukaryota; Metazoa; Mollusca; Cephalopoda; Sepiida; Sepiidae.
AUGAGACCUCUCAUCUCUCUCUCUCUCUCUCUCUCUCUCUCUCUCUCUCUCUCUCUUUCAUUGAAUACGACGGACAAAGAAUAUUUUAAACGCUUCCUGAUUCUUUCUUUUGUUUCGUCUUUUUAUCUUUCGAUUUCUUCAUUUCUUUUUCUAUUUGACUCUUAUUCUCUUUUGCUCUUUUUUUUCUUUUUGUGCAUUCCAGUGUUUUCUUUCUUUCUUUCCUUCUUUCUUUCUUUCUUUCUUUCUUUAUUUUCAUUUAAUUUUCCUCUUUUUCCUUUCUUUUCUUUUCUUUUCUUUUCUUUUAAUUCAUUCAUUUUUAUUUUUCAUUCUUCCUUUAGUUUAUUUUCUUUUUCACUUCAUUUUUUAUUCCACUUUUUCUUUCUUUCUUUCUUCAGUUUUUCCAGUUUAAUUUCAUUCUUUUCUUUCAGUUUUCUUUUUUUCUUUUUUUGUUAUAUAUUUUCAUUUGAUUUUCUUUCUUUUCUUUCAACUUUCUGUCUCACCAGCAAUCAUUUCUUUCUUCCUUUAUUUUUCAUUCUUUUUUUGUUCUUCAUUUCUUUUGUUUUCGUUAAUUUCCUUUCAAUUUAUUUUCAUUCUUUUCUUUCCGUUAUAUUUCUUUUUUCUUACUGUCAUCAUUCCUUUCUUUCUUUUUACUUCUUUAUUUUGUUCUUCUUUCAGCACAACCUUUUUACCCACCUAACAACUCUUCGUACAUUUGUAUGCAUAUAA